Messenger RNA from Magnolia sinica, 5644 nucleotides. RefSeq lists its product as uncharacterized. The coding region runs from base 1 to 5286 and encodes 1761 amino acids. The transcript is spliced from 12 exons. The record is from RefSeq and is a predicted model, not a curated record. Gene Ontology annotation, molecular function: ATP binding; helicase activity. Lineage: Eukaryota; Viridiplantae; Streptophyta; Magnoliopsida; Magnoliales; Magnoliaceae.
AUGGUUGCAGCUUGUUCUAGUAGAGCUCAUUUCAGUUUCCGAGAUGACCAGUUUGCUCUUGUGGAGAAGAUACCUGGAACAUUUUUGUCCAUCGAACAUUAUCUCAAGUCGUAUUUCUACCCUCUAUUGGAAGAAACACGUGCAGAGUUGCACUCUAGUUUGGCGGCUGUUUCGGAAGCACCAUUUGCUGAAAUAAUUGCUAUAGAGGAAUCCAACUUUUCUUACUAUAUUGAUGUUGGUGGUUGGGAAAGUGCAUCUGGCGUUGGUGGCCAUGAAACUUACAAACCAAGGGCGGGAGACAUUUUUAUUCUUUCAAAUGAUAUUCUUGAAGCUGUGGCAGAUCUUCACCGACACGACAUGACUUACAUUUUGGGUUCGGUUAGAGUUGAACUGCAUGAUGAAACCUGGAAAGGUUUUAGAAUCAGAGUAUCAAAGAGUAGUGAAGUAACAAAUGGAAUUAAUAAUUUACGUUAUGCGGUUUAUGUUACAAAUAUAACUACCAACAUUCGUAUGUGGAAGGCUCUCAGAUUGGAGACUGGUGUGGAGAUUAGUAAUCUGAAUAUGAUUAAAGCGGUUUUGAACAGCAAGCCGUCGGAUAAUGACACUUGUAAAAUCUGUUCCUCCAGCAGAAUUGGUGUUUGGGCUAAUAAAUUCAACAGCAAUUUUAUAUCAUUCAAUCUCAAUAAGUCUCAAGUAGAAGCAGUAGUAAGUGCUGUAUCAGCGAUAAACUGCAAUCAUUCACACUCUGUUCAACUUAUCUGGGGCCCUCCCGGAACGGGAAAGACAAAAACUGUUGGGACAUUGCUGUGGUCCCUCUUGGCUAUGAACUGCAGAACCCUUACAUGUGCACCAACAAAUAUUGCAGUUACACAAGUUUGCUCACAUCUCCUGAGCUUAGUUAGAGAAUCUUUUCGACGAGAUGAUUUAAACCAAUUCCCUUGUUUUCCCUUCGGUGAUGUGGUGCUAUUUGGAAACAAGGAUCGGAUGAUAAUGGAUGAGGAUUCUCAUCUUAAGGAGAUAUUUUUGGAUUAUCGUGUUGAUAGGCUUGCGGAAUGCUUUGCACCUUUAUCUGGUUGGAGUCAUAAGUUAUUUUCAUUGAUUGCUUUGCUUGAAGACUCUGUCUUUCAGUAUCGUACUCAUUUGAAAAAUAAAAUGGGAAAACGUCUUGUUGGUUUUAGGGAGUUUUUAUGGCAGAAUUUCAAUGCCAUCACAUUGCCGCUUCAGAACUGUAUAAGGCUUCUAUCAGUACAUUUACCUAGAACUUUAAUUUCUGAAUGUAUUUCUACAAACCUCGUCACCCUUUCUGAUUUGCUUGAAACAUUUGGAAGUCUCUUAUGCAACCGCGAUGUAUCCGAAGAAGAACUGGCAGUGCUUUUUAAUCCAGAGGAUCCACAGAUUGUACAUUUUCCAUCUAUGGAUUCACUGCUUAGUGCUGGUGCUCUGUUAGAGGGUUCUGUGAGAACAGCAUUGGACAAAACUAGAAGGGAAUGCAUCCGUAUUGCAAGAGUUCUUCAUGGCACUCUUGAUUUACCCAUUGCUGUUGGAAAAGAUUGGAUCAGAAGUUUCUGUUUGAAGAAUGCCACACUCAUUUUCUGCACUGCCUCUGCUGCUUCUUCGUUGCAAAAUUACGAGAUGGAUCCAUUGGAAGCAUUAGUUGUCGAUGAAGCAGCGCAGUUGAAGGAAUGUGAGUCAGUUAUUGCUCUUCGAAUCAAAGGGAUAAAGCAUGCUGUUCUUAUUGGGGAUGAGCGACAGUUGCCUUCUAUUGUAAAGAGCAAGGUCUCGGAUGCAGCUGGAUUUGGAAGAAGUCUUUUUGAAAGGUUGGGUUCAAUGGGGCAUCAUAAGCAUCUCCUGAAUAUGCAGUAUCGUAUGCACCCUGCAAUAAGCACUUUCCCAAAUGCUAAGUUUUAUGAUGGCCGGAUUUUGGAUGGGCCAAAUGUAACUGAUGCUAUCUAUGGAAGGCAUUGUCUUCAUGGUCGAAUGUAUGGCGCUUAUUCAUUUAUAAACAUUGCUGAUGGGAGAGAGGAAAAGGACUAUAUCGGAAGUAGUUUUAAAAAUAUGGUCGAGGUAGCUGUUGUCGUGCAAAUAGUCAGAAGCCUUUUUAAAUCUUGGCAAGGUACUGGGCAAAGCCUCAGUAUAGGAGUCGUGUCUCCUUACAGCGCACAAGUUAAUGCAAUUCAGGGGAGAAUUGCGAAACAGUAUGAAUCACGAAGUGGCUUCUCUGUAAAAGUUAAGUCCAUCGAUGGGUUUCAAGGGGGGGAGGAGGAUGUCAUCAUACUUUCAACUGUCAGGUCUAGUAGCAAGGGAUCAGUUGGGUUUCUUGCCAACCGCAAUCGAACAAAUGUUGCAUUGACAAGGGCUAGGCACUCCCUUUGGAUUUUGGGAAAGGCGUCGACCUUGGCCAGAAGUGGUUCAAUUUGGGAAGAAUUAAUAAAUGACGUGAAGGAACGAGGACUCUUCUUUAACGCUAAUGAGGAUGCAGCUUUGUCCAAAGCAAUAUUACAAGUCAAGCAUGAACUUAAUCAGCUCAAUGAUUUGUUUAAACCCGAUUCCAUACUCCUCGGCACAACUGUGUGGAAGGUUCGUUUUAGUAACGAUUUUCAGAAGUCAUUUGCAAAGUUGAAGUACCUCCAGGUUAAGCAUGCUGUGAUUCAAUUGCUACUGAGGCUUGCUGAAGGUUGGCGUCCAAGAAGGAGAAGUAUUUAUUUUCCAGACUCCUAUAAGCUUGCAAAACAGUGCCGGGUCAGAGGAUUGUAUCUUAUUUGGACGGUUGACAUUGAGAUUAUUAAGGAUGAAAGAUAUAUCCAGGUGUUGAAGGUUUGGGACAUUUUAUCGAUGGUGGAGAUACCAAAUCUUGUCAACCGUCUUGACAUCAAUUUUGCUUUGUACACUGAUGAUUAUAUAAAGCACUGCAGAGAAAGAUGUCUUGACGGAAAACUUGAAGUGCCAAUGAGCUGGCAUUUAGGAAAAGAUAUCAUUAGGUUUAAGAAACUAUGCAAAACUGAACCUGUGGAGGCAUCAGGAAAGCGAGGACUGGAAGUUAAAAAGUCUACGUUCAAUGUCAAGGUCAGUGAGAAUUUGUUACUGAUGAAAUUCUACUCGUCAUCGUCCGGUGUAGUGAAACACUUGCUCACUGAUACUGAGGGGAAGGAAAUUGAUCUUCCGUUUGGAGUAACUGAACAAGAAAAGGAGAUCUUACGUUUUUCUAGUAGCACCUUUAUUCUGGGAAGUUUGGGGACUGGGAAGACAAUGGUAUUGACUAUGAAGCUGAUUCAGAGGGAACAACAGCAUUAUAUUUCUUCGAAAGGACUCUCUGGUGUGAGGGAUGGCUCCUUUGAGUUUGUCUGUGAGAAGAAUGAACUAGGUGCAGAUCCUGCAGUGGGGAAGGCAUUUUUCUUACGCCAAAUAUUUGUUACUGUCAGCGCAAAGCUUUGUGCUUCUGUAAGGAGCCACAUAUGUAGACUCCAAAGCUUUACUUCUGGUGGUGGCUCUUCUAACAGUGCUAGUUCUACUGCCACCAAUUUGCAUGAUAUCGGGGACAGUCUAACUGAUUUCAUGGAUGUUCCUGAUAGUUUUGUUGAUCUACCGCACAAGCACUACCCUCUUGUAAUCACCUUUCAAAAGUUCCUUAUGAUGCUUGAUGGGACAAUGUCGAACUCAUUCUUCAAUAAAUUUCGGGCUGUAAGGGAACUUUCUGUGGAUAGGAAGUCUCUUGCCUUAAAAGCAUUUAUCCGCAGUAAAGAGGUUAACCUUGAGUGCUUCAUUUCAUCUUACUGGCCCCAUUUUAAUGCAAAGUUAACAAAGAAGCUUGACCCUUCGAUAGUUUUCACCCAGAUCAUUUCACAUAUAAAGGGUGGAUUGCAGGUGGGUGGGGACCAUGAUGGUAAACUAGGGAGAGAGGGUUAUAUAUUGCUUUCUGAGGGCCGGGUGUCCAUUUUAAGCAGGGAAGAAAGGGAAAUGAUAUAUGAUAUUUUUCUUGAGUAUGAGAAGAAAAAAGAGGCAAAUGGAGAAUUUGAUUCAUCUGAUUUGGUCACAUAUGUUCACCAUAGACUUGGUAAUGAAGGCUUUGUUGGUGAGAAGUUUGAUUUUGUAUAUGUGGAUGAGGUCCAGGAUCUUACAGUGAGACAGAUUGAGCUUUUCAAAUACAUAUGCAACAAUUUUCAGGAAGGCUUUGUGUUUGCGGGCGACACAGCAAAGACUAUUGCCAGGGGAAUUGAUUUCAGGUUUCAGGACAUAAGAUCUCUCUUUUACAGAGAGUUCCUUUCAGAACUGAGUGGAUGUAAGGAGAGAGGAAAGGUAAAGGAAAUGCAAGUCUCCAAUGUUUUCCAUCUAAAUCAGAACUUCCAAACUCGUGCUGGUGUUCUGAAAUUGGCACGUAGUGUCAUGGACUUGCUCUAUCAUUUCUUCCCAUCAUCUGUUGAUGUUUUAAGUCCUGAGAUUAGUCCUAUACAUGGAAAGGCACCAGAAGUACUCAACUUCAGGAAUGGUGAAAAUGCCAUUAUGAGUAUUUUUGGGAGUAGUGGAAGCAGUGUUGGUGCUAGUGGGUUUGGAGCUGAGCUUGUGAUUUUAGUUCGUGAUGAUAUCAGUAAGAAGCAGAUAUUCAACCAUGUUGGUAAACAAGCGCUUGUUCUAACCGUCAUAGAGUGCAAGGGACUAGAAUUUCAGGAUGUACUGUUAUAUGACUUUUUUGGAUCUUCGCCUUUGAAAGCUCAGUGGAGAGUAAUUUAUGAAUUCAUGAAAGAUAAAUGCCUUCUUGAUGCUGCCACACCCACGUCAUUUCCAUUUGAUAUGGCCAACCACAGUAUCCUUUGUUCGGAACUUAAACAAUUGUAUCUCGCUAUUACUCGUGCGAGGCAAAGGCUAUGGAUUUGCGAGAGUAUUGAGGACUUAUCUAAGCCAAUGUUUGAUUACUGGAAGAAGAAGUGCCUUGUACAAGUGAGACACUGGGAUCAGUCACUUGUACAGGAUAUGCAAACAGCAAGCAGCACAGAGGAUUGGAGGCUGCGGGGCACUGAGCUAUUUAACGAGGGUAAAUUUGAGAUGGCCAUGAAUUGUUUCAAACAGGCUGGAGAUGAAUUCAGGGAAAAAUGGGCAAAAGCAGCUGCACAUCAUGCUAAUGCUGAGCGCAUUUUUUCCACGAAUUUCGAAAUGGCUCGGACUGAACUUACACAAGCUGCUGGGAUUUAUGAAUCGAUUGGUAAGGCAGAUGCAGCCGCGUAUUGUUUCACAAUGUUGAAGGAGUUAAAAACACAAGGUAGACGGAACUCCAGAACAACAUGUCGGCGGUAACCCUUUUGUUGUUAUCUUAACCAUGUGUCCAUUAUCUAUUGUGGAGUGGCCAGUCCCGUUGCUGACCAAAUCCAGGGCAACAAGGAAAAUAACAAGUCUAAGCUCCAGGAAAAUGCAAGAACAGGUGAAAAUAGUCUUCUUAUUAUUGUACAAGGUUGUGUGUGGAUGAAAUUAGCGAAAGAAGAAGUCCCCUCCCCCCACCUUUUUUUCACUUUGUUUUUGUGCGAGCCUAAAAUUCAGGCUGACCACCCAUCUGAGAAGCCCCACAGCUUGGACAUUAUGUAGCUUUAAUAUAACUGCUUCUUGCUUUUGGAUUUGGGAUGCUUUAUAUAUUGUAAAAAAAUCUGAUGUUAUUAAA